AUAGGGUUGUUUUUAUAGACUGUGGUGAAAAUAUCAGCCACAGUUUAAUUCAAGUCGAAUAUAAUAAGUUCUUAAUCACAGUUAGGCACAAAUCACUACGAAAUAAUCAACAUUUCUUGUUUUCCCGGGCUCUCUGUUUCCUGUGUUUUAAUGGUUGAACAUAUUUUAAUGCUGCAAAGAAGAGAACACACAGCGAAUAAUGAGGUAGCCUAGACAGUUCAUGAAUGUGCCCACGUUCAGGUUGAGACGUCAGGGAACUGUGUCCGUGGGGGCGGAGCCAGGGGUUAGGGGAGGAGCCAGAUAUUAGGGGCGGAGCCAAAUGUAAGGGGAGGAGAGGAGAGGAUUUCAUGUUCGGGAAACGAAACUUAACAUUCAUAGAAACCAAAACCAACCGACGUGGAAGCAGUUCUCUCUUUCAGCAGAAAAAUAAAAGGCAUUUUUGGAACAAAUUGUCUGACACAACAAGGAAUGGCCUCUGCUAACACUUCAUGGUCUGAGGAGGACUUUUCAUGUUCCAUCUGUCUGGAUGUGUUCAGCUUAUUCAACAUGGUUACCACACCAUGUGGACACAACUUCUGCAGAACCUGUUUUACAAAGUUCUGGGAUGAACAAGUCAAGUACAAAUGUCCUGUUUGCAACAAGAAGCUGCGUGAUGAUGCUGUACUACUGAAGAGGGUCCAGCAGUAUGAAGUAGAUGUGACUCUGGAUCCUGAUACAGCUCAUCCCAAGCUCAUCCUGUCUGAGGAUGGGAAACAAGUACACGAUGGAGGUGUGGGGAACGUACUCCCAGACAACCCUAAGAGAUUUACAAAGUCUUUGUUUGUUCUCACGAGGCAGAGCUUCUCCUCAGGGAGAUUUUACUUUGAGGUACAGGUUAAAGACAAGACUACAUGGUGGUUAGGAGUGGUCAGAGAGUCCAUCGACAGAAAAGGUUGGACCAUGUGGACCCCUGAGACGGGUUACUGGACUCUUUACUUCAACAGGGAUAGGUUUGUAUUUAAUGAUAACCCUGAUGUCCGUCUCCCUCUGAGAGCUGAGCUCCAGAAGGUGGGGGUGUUUGUUGAUUAUGAUGAGGGUCUGGUCUCCUUCUAUGAUGUGGAAGGCAGGGUUCAUAUCUACUCUGCUACUGGCUGCACCUUCAGUGAGCCUCUCUAUCCAUUCCUCUACCCAGGUCCCCGUGAUUAUAAAGGUAACAACUCUGCCCCCCUGAUCAUCUCACCUGUCAAUCAAACAGACUAGGACCUUUGUUUGAUAAUAAAACAAAGAAACAACAAAAACAACUAAUGUUGUUUACUGAAUUAGAAUCUCUACUAUGUGAGGUCUGAGAGAACUGCUUUAAUGUCGUACUGCUGACAUUUAACGAGGAGAUGUUCUUUAAGAACAUGAUCACAGUUGUUGAACUCAACCCAUUAUGUAUGGUUAAAUUACACAUUA
Messenger RNA from Gadus macrocephalus (Pacific cod), 1434 nucleotides. RefSeq names its product E3 ubiquitin-protein ligase TRIM39-like. Gene Ontology annotation, molecular function: protein binding. NCBI's taxonomy places the organism in Eukaryota, Metazoa, Chordata, Actinopteri, Gadiformes, Gadidae. The transcript has 2 exons. The record is from RefSeq and is a predicted model, not a curated record. The coding region runs from base 469 to 1239 and encodes 256 amino acids.